UCAUCACCACGACUUCCGGUACCUUUUGUAGCAAACAUUUAGCUCGGUCGGCGGCUUGUGGUCGCUACAAGAGGCCUGGACAGAAAUAUAACAAUUUGGAUUAUCAGUGGAUAAUCACACGAUAUAUUAUCCUAUAAUACGUCGUAAAAUCUUUGUCCCGUUUAUCUUGUCAAGGUAAUAAAAUACAGAUCUAGCCGCGAGCUAAAGCUAAAUGUAGUUUGUAAACAGACGCCAUCACUUAUCGCAUGCGAUUGAGUUUUAAAAACGAUUUGACAAUGAAUUGUCGAUCGGAGCUUCUUGAAGUCACAGUGGAGGCGAGGCAGGUUGAAGAGUCAAUACUGUCUUUGCUGCACACAAUUGUACUGCACCGCAGCACGGGAAAAUUUCACUAUAAAAAGGAAGGUACCUACUCCAUCGGUACAGUUGGGACCGUGGAUAUUGACUGUGACUAUAUCGACUUCACUUUUGUCAAAAUUUCCUCGGAAGAGCUUGACAGGGUGAUCAAAAAAGCUGUAGUUGAAUUCAAGGACGCUUUGAACAUUUCCGGAAGUGAUGGCAUUGGUCAAAUUUCCCUGGAAUUCUACCAGAAAAAGAAGUCCCGCUGGCCUUUCUCUGAUGAGUGUAUUCCCUGGGAGGUAUGGAACAUCAAAGUCAACGUGGUCAACCUAGCAAACGAGCAGGAGAGGCAGAUCUGCAGAGAGAAAGUGGGAGAAAAACUCUGCGAGAAGGUGAUCAACGUCGUCGAGGUCAUCAAUCGCCACGAUUACGUGCCAAAGAUGCCCACCCAGUCCGAAGUGGACAAUGUGUUUGACACCAGUUUGAGAGAAGUGCAGCCUUAUCUCCAUAAGAUCACAUACCAGAUCACCGACUCUCUGGGCACAUCUGUGAGCACCACCAUGAGAAGGCUGAUAAAAGACACUCUUGCACUGUGAAGUUAACCUGUUAUUCAAGCUUCACGCGUGAUGGUGCAAGAUUACAAUAUUUUUUUCCUCUCAAUUAGUUUUGACUGUGAAACAAUGGUACGAUUUGUGUAAUUUCUUAUCCUUGUCAACUCAGAGAAAUAAAACAAUAGCAGUAACAUGUCAUUAUUUGUUUGACACCAUUGUCUAUAAAUUGUUUAAAUAUUUUAUGAAAUCUAUUGUAAAUAGAAAUAAUCUUAAAAUUAAAGAUUUGUCCAUGUUCUGUAUCUGAUGACGCAUUUACAGUUCUUUUUGUUUUAAUAGUUCAAGAGGCCCUUGUUUUUUGAAUGUGCAAAGAGUUGCAUUCUCACUACACACACAAUCAGGAACAUUGUGCAGGAAUGGUGUUCAGUGUAUUGUUUUGAAAAAAAUAAAAGCAUCCAUUCUAUAGCUCAA
Syngnathus acus (greater pipefish) is the source of this 1355-nucleotide messenger RNA. It is a transcript of the gene atg101, whose product is annotated as autophagy related 101. NCBI's taxonomy places the organism in Eukaryota, Metazoa, Chordata, Actinopteri, Syngnathiformes, Syngnathidae. Gene Ontology annotation, cellular component: phagophore assembly site. The record is from RefSeq and is a predicted model, not a curated record. Bases 246 to 932 code for a protein of 228 amino acids. The transcript is spliced from 3 exons. Gene Ontology annotation, biological process: autophagosome assembly; autophagy.